AGAUGAUCAGCUGCUUCCUCUAUUGAUGUGCCAAUAGAAUGCAACAAGUGAGGAGCCUCCCAUAUAAACAGCCAGGUUAGGAGAGCUAACUGUUCCAGUGUCUUAAUGUUAGGUGCCUGGUGGUGUUCUUGCUAUAGAAUGAUGGAUAAGAUUAUGGAUUCUAUCCUUACCUGCAGUCUGGAAUCUGAGGACUAUUACAGUCUCCUAGGCUGUGAUGAGCUCUCCACAGUAAGUAUUGAAAUAUUCAGCAUCUCACUAUUUUUUUUUUUAUUUUAUUUUUUUUUUAAUUCCUUAUUUUAGUUUAGCGAAGAUAAACCAUACAAGCUUACAAUGCCACAACAGCUAUAGUAAGCACGUCAUCAGACAAAGGGUUACCUCUGUUCAUUGUAAAACAGAUCUCUGGGGGAAAACCAAACCACUAAAUAAUACAUUAACAUUUCAGUUAUAUGAUCAAUGUAUGUAGAUAUAUUGGAUUAAUUCAAUGUAUGUAUGAAAUACUUCGUAUUUCUAUAGCUUAUAAGAUAUUGCAUUGUAAUACUUCAAAUAAUCAGUGUUGGAACAGACGAUAUGGAUACAGAGAAUACUUCAUUUUAAGUAUACCUUUUAACAUUAUUUAAAAUCAGAUAUUAAUUGGGGAUGAUGGUGAUGAUGAGAUUUAAUUUAUUUUUCCCUUGAAUCUGUUGUGUAGUUUAAAAGGGAUGGUACAGGUUUCAAAGGGAUUUACAAUGUAGAAUUAUUGCUAUGUCACUGGAAACUCAUUGUGAUUUCUAUGGAUGGCACUUGAUCUACUCCUAAUACUGUAUGACUUUUUUUUCAUGGAGUCUUAAAAUAUGCUGCUCCUCCCCAUUUUUUUUUUUUUUUUGUAUCUUUUAAUAUAAAUAUAAUAUAUAUUCGAAAAUGCCAACAGUUUGCUCUAGUGAAAGCCAGGUAUAUGUAUAUUUAAUCUGUUCUCUUGAUUUUUUUACUUUUUAUUCUUUUCUUACCAAAGAUGACAUAAAAUAGCAGGUAGGUAAUUAAACUAUGAAUGUGUAGUGCUUUUUAACACUCACUUUGAUGUUCUUGGGCACACCUUGCGCACAUCUAUGUAUACAUAAUACAUUAAACCGUGUCAGAUUUAUAUUUUCUCCAUUUUUGGCAGAGAGGAGUAAAUCGUGACUAUUUUGGGACCACCUAAGCCUGGACUCAUUGAUGGUUUAAAACAAGCUUCCCCAAACUCCGGCCCUCCAGAUGUUGCUAAACUACAACUCCUAUGAUUCUCAGCCUAUUUCAUUCAUAGAAUCAUGGGAGUUGUAGUUCAGCAACAUCUGGAGGGCUGGAGUUUGGGGAAGCCUGGAAUGCUGUGCAUGUUCGAAGAUGAAUGAAACGUCUAUCAAAGUGAUCUGCUAUGCAGGCACAGAUCACUCAAUGAGCGCUGUAUAUUAAGACUAGAGAUGUCGCGAACGAACAGCUCGCCACAGUUGGUUCGCGGCGAGCUCCGGUCAGCUGACACAUCCCGGCCAAUCUCCAGCAGACCCUCCCUCCCACCUCCUGGACAGCAUCCAUGUUGAAGUUGCCUUCAGUAGUCUCUCAAACUACCCUCAAAAUAAAAUCAUUUAGGACUGGGUUACUGAAAGUUGAGAGGAAAAAAAUAAAUACUUUGUCUCAAAUUGAAACUAUUUACUUGUGAGUAUUGGAAUAGGAUGGUGGACCUGCAGCCACAUAUUAUUUUGAGGGACCUGCACAAUUAUUAGAUUUGUGCUAGAUGGAAUUUUUUGGUUAGUCUGAAACAAAUUUAAUUUCACCCAAAACUAGGUUUAUCUACUCGUUGAUUUGUUUUGGAAGAAAUGUAUCCAGUAUUUUCAUUUUGGGACUUCCAUUUGGACAAUGGAAUACCAUGAUCUGUCAGUGGUUUAGAAAUAGCUGUUUAAAGGGACACUGUAUGCACUGUAACUGCUUCAUGUUAUUAAACCGCUUUUAAUAUUUGUAUGUUUUUAAUGCUAAACAAGAGCAGUCCCUUCCCUCUGUGAUGCGUUGGCUGAGGAAGUAUUAAUCUGAGCAGCAAUGGGCAGCUGUGAUUGGUUGAGAGUGUCUGACUGUUUUAGCCUAUCAGAUCUCCAACUGCUAGUAUGAAGAGUAUGACUACAAGGAAGUAUGUAAUCUCCAGAAGGGACUGAACUGUGGUGGCCAGAAACUGUUUAGUGUUAAACAGCUCCAAAUGGUUUAGCAUCGAAUUGAAUGUCAGUGCUAAGGGACUCCAGACACCAUAACCAACUCAAUGAGUUGAGAUGGUUAUAGUGAGUACAGUGUUCCCUUAAUAGUUGAUGGCUCAGUAAAUAAAAUUGGUUUCUUAAUGUGGGGUUGCCAUAUUUAAGUGUACCAAAUGAGGGAUCUAUUGACUAAACACACUAUUUUGUCAGUGGUAUCCUUAUAUAUGGGAAUAACACAUAAGGACACUAAUUUUAUGAACUAUUUACAAGGAUAAACUAAUCAAACAAAUUUUAGGUCUGUGCAAUUCGUUCAUUAGUGCCUUCUUCUAAUGAAUGGACAAAAGUGUUGAUUUUCAUCCACAUUGCUUCACCCAUUACCCCCCUCCACGCCCCAAAUGCCAAAGUAUAAGAAAUAUCGUUAUGCUCACACUCUCCAUAUGCUGAGGAACGCUUCAAGGCCCAAGUGGCUAAUACUUACAAUGCUUACCUGCUCCCAAAGGACCCUAGGCAGAUCAUCGGUUUGGGCUCCUCUACAUUUUUCACAUAGGGGUGGUGAAUAGGGCCAAGUACAUUUAGGGUUCUGGGGCCCCUGUCUAUGGCGACCAGGAAAUUUGUCCUGGUGUCUGGGAUUUGUGAGCCUGUUCAGCCCCUGAGGUGACUGGCUGGCCGAGAUUGGAGGCUGGCACGCAGGGCUGAGGCUGGCAGCCAGGGGGAUGUUCAGCUAAUUGAGAGCUGAGGGAAGGAAACGGCCGGCUGAUUGAGGGAGGCGGCGAAGAAGCUGUAUUCUCUCUGCUCUGCUUUCUUGCGCGCCCUCCUGUAAUGCUGGGAGCCUGAAUAUGACAUCAUUCCGGCCCUGCUCUAAACAGCAUUUAAGGGAGCCGAGCAAAGAGAAGACAGGAGCCCUACUGGACCUCGGGGAAAGCUAAUUAAAGGUAGGGAAGCUGGGUGGGUUUAAAAUAAUAAAAGUAAUGACGUGUGUGUGUAUAUUUAGGUUACCUGCGCCCUCCAAUCACAUGACAAAGGUGUUUCUACUCGCCCUUUUUCCAAUGUUGUGCUUUUGACGCUGCAGCUGCACCCACCUCCAUGGUUGAGAUUAUCAGUUUUGCUAAUCUCAGGCAAUCCAAUGCUUUCCUAUACUAAAAGAUAGGAAGACAAUUGUGCAUGCGCGGCAAAAUGCCAUGCUGCGCAAUCAACUUCUCCUCGUAGAGAUGCAUUGAAUCAAUGCCCCCCUAUAGGGAGCAUUAAUGUAGGUACUGCACGCUGUGCAGUACUGAAACGGGAAGCACUUCUAGAGGCUGUCUGAGUGACUCACUAGAGGUGUUACCAGACAGCAAUGUAAACCAUGCCUUUAGUAUGAAAAGUUAGUGUUUACAUUGAAAAGCGUGCAGGGACAGUAUAUAGACUUCCGAACAACCACAUUAAGCUGUAGUGUUUCUGGUGACUAUAGUGUCCCUUUAAGAAUUGUAUUUUUUACGUUGAAAAAUCUGGCUCCUAGAUUUCAAGCAAAUUUGUCAAGCCCUGUCCUAGGUUAAUACUGUGUUGCAUUUUCCACCCCUCAAACACAUUUGCCUAAUUUCUCUUCACUAAAAAACCCUCAUCUUGUAAACACAGUCUCCCUGCACAAAGUGCCCAUUUAAAGGGACACUAUAGUCACCUGAACAACUUUAGCUUAAUGAAGCAGUUUUGGUGUAUAGAACAUGCCCCUGCAGCCUCACUGCUCAGUCCUCUGCCAUUUAGGAGUUAAAUCCCUUUGUUAACCCCUUAAGACCGCAGGGCGUACUAUUACGUCCUCUAAUAGGCGGCUCUAAACGCCGCCGGGCGUAAUAGUACGCCCUCCGGUCUUUCUGUACUUACCCGGUCGCCGGCGGUCCCACGCCGGCGAUGGCGGUGGGGGGGACUCCCAGGGAGCCCCCCGCGGCACGACCGUCCUCCAGGAAGCCCCCCGGCCGUGUGAGAGUGGGGUCCUAGCGAGGACCCCACAAUCACAUGGCCGGGUAUAGCUGGCUUCUGUAUUGCCAGCAGGGGGGCUACCUGUAAUUACAGGGGGUCCCCCUGCUGGCUGAAAAUAAAAGUAAAAUAAGUUAAAAGUGUAAAAAAAUAAAAUUAUAUAUACUUAGAUCAUAUAUAUAUAUUAUAUAUAUAUGAUCAAAGUAUAUAUAUACACAUAUACAUACACACAUGUACACGGUCUAGGUGUAUUUUACUAUUAAUAUAUAUAUAAUUAUAUAUAUAUAUUAAUAUCAAAUUACACGUAGACUGAUACUGAUUAAAUAUAUAUAUAAUUAUUGUUAUAUAUAUAUUUAUAUAUAUUAUAAAAAAAAAUUAAAUGUAAAUACGUUAAAAAAUAAAAUUACAAAAAUAAUUAAAAAUAAAUAAUUAAAAAAUAUAUAGAUGUGUGUUAUUUCGUUCUAACUGUAUUGUGAAAUUAAUAUAUAUAUAUAUAUAUCAAAAUACACAUAGAACGAAAUAAUAUAUAUAUUUAUACACAUAAAUAUAUACGUAUAUAUCACUAUAUAUAUACCUAUAUAUAUAUAAAAAUAUUUUUAAAAAAUUAUAUAGAUAUAUACAUAUAUAUACACAUACGUAUAUAUAUACAUAUAUUGAUUCUACAUAUAUAUUUAUGUAAUAUUUUUACAUAAUUAGGUAUCUUAAUUAAUUACAAUUAGCGGGACCUGCCUGACAACCCAUGCCGAAAGUAAAGGAAUUUAAUUUGCUAGCACUAUAUUUAACCCUAUAACUUUCCAAGACACCAUAAAACCUGUACAUGGGGGGUACUGUUCUACUCGGGAGACUUCGCUGAACACAAAUAUUAGUGUUUCAAAACGGUAAAAUGUAUUACAAAGAUGAUAUCACCAGUAAAAGUGACGUUUUUUGCAUUUUUCACGCACAAACAGCAUUAAACGGACAAUAUUAUUGCUAUGAUACUUUUUACUGUUUUGAAACACAAAUAUUUGUGUUCAGUGAAGUCUCCCGAGUACAACAGUACCCCUCAUGUACAGGUUUUAUGUGUUUUCAAAAGUUACAGCGUCAAAUAUAAGGCUUGCGUUUCAUUUUUUUCACAUUAAAAUUCGCCAGAUUGGUUACGUUGCCUUUGAGACCCUAUGGUAGCCCAAGAAUGAAAAUUACCCCUAUGAUGGCAUACCAUUUGCAAUAGUAGACAACCCAAGGUAUUGCAAAUGGGGUAUGUCCAGUCUUUUUUGGUAGCCACUUAGUCACAAACACUGGCCAAAAUUGGCGUUUUUUGCAUUUUUCACACACAAACAAAUACUAACGCUAACUUUGGCCAGUGUUUGUGACCAAAUGGCUACUAAAAAAGACUGGACAUACCCCAUUUGCAAUACCUUGGGUUGUCUACUAUUGCAAAUGGUAUGCCAUUAUGGGUGUAAAUUUCAUUCCCGAGCUACUAUACAGUCUCAAAGGCAACGUAACCAAUCUGGCGAAUUUCAAUUUCAAAUGUAACGUGCUAUAUUUGACCCUGUAACUUCCCAAAACGCCAUAAAACCGUACAUAGGGGGUACUGUCUUACACGUGAGACUUUACUGAAUACAAAUAUGUGUAUUUUUAUUGCAGUAAAAGCAAACAGUAUUAUGACAUUGACCGUUAAAAUGUCAUGUAGAACUAAAAAAAUCGUAUUUUCUCCCAUUUUUUCAUAUUAAAUUAUGUUUCAUAGCUAAAUAUUUGAUAUUAAAUGAAAGCCCUGUUUCCCCUGAAUAAAAUGAUAUAUAAUAAGGGUGGGUGCAUUUACUAUGAAAGAGGUGAAUUACGGUUGGACAGACAUGUAGCGCAAAUGCCAGGUUUUGUUUACAUUUUGUUUUGUUCACAACGUGUACAUUUGGCUCCGUCCUUAAGGGGUUAAUGAACCCUAGUCACAGCUCCCUGCAUGUGACUUGCACAGCCUUCCAUAAACACUUCCUGUAAAUAGAGCCCUAUUCUCUGUUUAAUUAAGAUUUUCUUAUCCCCUGCUAUAUUAAUAGCUUGCUAGACCCUUCAAGAGCAUCUGGUAUGUGAUUAAAGUUCAAUUUAGAGGUUGAGAUACAAUUAUUUAAGGUAAAUUACAUCUGUUUGAAAGUGAAACCAUUUUUUUUUUCAUGCAGGCUCUGUCAAUCAUAGCCAGGGGAGGUGUGGCUAGGGCUGCAUAAACAGAAACAAAGUGAUUUAACUCCUAAAUGACAGUGAAUUGAGCAGUGAAAUUGCAGGGGAAUGAUCUAUACACUAAAACUCCUUUAUUUAGCUAAAGUAAUUUAGGUGACUAUAGUGUUCCUUUAAGAUAACAGAGCUAUCUCCUUUUCACCCUCUAAAUUUAUGGGCACGUGGGGGAAGCAUCAGUGUCUUCGGAAACCUUUUCCUGAUGUUAAAAAUAAAUUACUACAAUUAGCUGUACCCAUUUCCAAGGAUCGUACCACACCAGUACCCCUUUUUUUUUUUAUGGUUAGUUUGUAUAGUAGUCAUUGUGUCAACACAAACUUUCUUCAUUUUUAAUGCUUUAAAAAAAAAAAGUGUGGAAUAUAUGAGCAAUGAUUUUGGAAGCCACGUUUUAUGCCUAAUUUAACUUUGACUAACUCUGAGACAUUAACUGUGAAGAGCUGGCAUGAAUAUUGCAUCCACUGGGACUCUCCUCGCGAGUAGGGGGUUAGGGCAUAUAUUAACCCAUUUACUUUUUAAUAUUCACCCACUAUCAAAAUAAGGGAGGUGAUUAUACUAACCUAUCCAGUUUAAUAGGUAUUUUUACAUUAUAUCCUCUCCUUUGUCUUGGAGUAAGAGCAUAAGUAAGUGGAAUAUCAACUCAAAACAACUGACCCUAACAUCACUGCCCAUAGUAAUAUGGGUGCCUCCCACCUCCCCACAUAGUUGCUGCACUCUCCUACAUUUGUGGGGUUCCUGUGAGCCAGUCAGGUUUCCACAUCUUGGGUGAAGGGGAAGGGAGAUAUUUCCACCCAGUACUUUUGGAGGUCAGGGUAUGAAAGACCUUUUAUUGGGAUAUGACCUAUAUAAUAUAAAAAAAGAAAAUGCUAAUAUCUUGUGGUCGGCACACCAUAGUUAUUCACAUGCAGUUUAGUAAAUAUAGGAUAGCGUGACUCCAAGCACCCGAGUGAUUGUUUGUUUAUAAAACAUGGUUUCAAGGUCUCUCAUUGAUUUGGUGGUAGGAGGCAGGAGGAGCAGGGGUGGUCUGUUUGUUUAACAUAAAUGAGAACUAACCAUUGAGAAGGUUAUCAGCAAUCCUGUUUGCUACUACUUUUGUUCUUUAAAGUGUUAUCGGGACCCAUCGAGUGACCAGAAUGUCACAAUGUUCCUGUAUUAGCAUAGGUAUUUACUAGAGAUCUUUGGGUCCUGGUCCCAUGAUGGAUCCUGAUAUUGUGGACAUGUUAAAAACCAGUCUCAGUAAGAGUUUUACUGUAAACCAACACCUUAUUAAUUAUUCCUAUAAAGUCUGAAAUAGGUAAGUACCUGAGUGAGGUCUUUGGCAUUGCACACUCUAAUUUUGGAAUACAGUUUUAAAAAGCUGUUUUACAGUGUACUUGGGUACCAACCUUCAUUUGUCAAUACAUAUCAUCUUAAACUCCAAUGAAAGCACUGUAUGCUACUAAUGGCAGGUAAUCCCUGGGACACUAAUAAAGUAUAAUAUUACAGUACACAUUUUGGUAAUUAUUAUUUUAUUUUUUUUUAGGUUGAGCAAAUUCUUGCAGAAUAUAAAGUUCGAGCCCUUGAAUGCCACCCUGACAAGCAACCUGGAAACAAAAAAGCAGGUAUAUUCACAUAUAUAUUUUUUUUAAUGAUCUGUAUUUGUACAGGCUAUGCUACAGAGUAACAUUAUACAACGCACACGGGAUCAUAUUCUUGAUUAGCCAAUCAAUGUAACAUGUUGCCCUCAUGACUGCUGAUUGGAAAUGUCUAUGCCAAGGGUAGGCAACCUUCAGCACUCUAGAAGUUGUGGACUACAUCUCCCUUGAUGCUUUGCCAGUAUUGUGGCUACAAGGGCAUUCUAGGAGAUGUGCCGAAGGUUGUCUAUCGCUGGUCUGUGCUAUGGUGGGUACUCCAAUGGGUAUCUGUUUAGCACUGCUUUAAAAAAAAAGUUUGGCAUCAUUUCAGAAACAGUGUAAAACCAUCACAUUUACGAGUGUGGUGUUUUUUUCUUUUUUUAAUUAUUAAAGGCAUUCAUGAGAACGAAGUAUGCGAGCAGUAAUACAUUUUAAAAAUAACAUUUAUCGCUGCUCUAAUCUCACAGGAGGUGUAGAUCCUCUCUCGUUCUCACUCAAUGUUUGGGGUUGUGUUUGCAGAGGCUCAUCAUAGCCCCUUGUGGUUUGCACCUUGUGACAACUGUAUUUAAAAUUCUUACUUUUUUUUUUUUUUUUUUUCUUUUUAUUAGAUUACUUCAUAAGCUUUACAUGAAUCCUUCUUUUUUUUUAAAAAAAAAAAUUUUUUUUUUUUUUUUUAUUUGUAGUGGAAGAUUUCCAGAAGCUACAACAGGCCAAGGAAACUCUUACUAAUGAGGCUAGUCGAGCUCAGUAUGAUUACUGGAGGCGAAGCAAAAUCAUGAUUCCAUAUUCGCAAUGGGAAGCCCUGCAUGAUUCCCUAAAAAUGGUGAUGUAUAACUUUAUUUUCUAACAAGAAACUGACAAAGCAUCAUGGGAGUUCUAACUGUUUAUUUUAUUCUCUGAGUAAUCCAGUAUAUGAAAUACCCAAACAAUUGUCUGUGCCUGGAAUUAAUUUAACAUGUUUCAAAAGCAAAAUUUAAAAGAAAUGAAUAAAAGUGCAUGUUAAGUAUAUCUGCGCAUUUAAAUCUGACUUUUCAGCUUGACAAAUGUUUCCCAGCAAUGUUUUGUAUGUGAUGUGUAAUUGUGCAAGCAUUUGUUUUUAUGGGGUGGGAGUCAGAGGGCAAUGAAUCCUCCGGUUUCUCGUUCCUUGCAACAUAGUAAAUAUUUCCCAAUCUCGGUCAUUCCCACGUGCUGUUUUUGUAUUUUGUGUACUGUUUUGGUACAUUUGUUUAGAAGGGGUGUGUUAAUAAGGUUUUCCCCUCCACAUACACUUGCACAACCUUGUCUAGGCAGUCGUAGGUCAAUCUCCGUCAUACACAAGAGAUGGCUAAUGCUUGCAAUGCCUACUGUGCUGGGCUACUGCUGCAGCUUCUAUAUAAAUGUCAAAAUAACAUUCUUUGGUGCUUACAGCUAUUGUGACCUACCUCAAUUACUAAUGUAACCCUAGCUCUGUCACAGAAACCAUGGAGGAUAGGUGUGGUAUGCAUAUCCUGGUUUUGUUGAGGGAGUGAAAUCUACUGGUUGUGAAAUAGUAAUGACAAGUGUGUGUGUGUGUGUUAGAAAUAAACAUGUGUAUCUAUAGCUUUAUGGUAUUGAAUAAGACAUUACCUCUUGAUUGGUCAAGGGUUGAGUACAUGGUGUUAAAUAGGUGGAGUCUAAUUCUUAGAGCAAAGUCAAGCAGCGUCCCAUCUCUAUUUACAUCUUUACCAUCAGUCACUGGCCUUGAAUAUACCACGAAGGGCUAUCCUUUUGAAGUGCAGUUACUGUGCCGGUUUUCUGAAAUCAUUUAGUUGAUUUGCUGACUGAAAAUCCUGUCAUUGAAACUUGUCUGCAACAAUAUUGCCAAGGGAUAUCCAUUUUUUAUUUAUUUUUUUUAGUUAUGCAUGGAUGCUGGAAACAAACUAUAGGCUGCCGGCAGUCUGAGCUAUUUUCUACAUGUUGACACAGUUUGUGUGCAUUUUCUAGAAGAAUUGACAGACCACUUGCCAUUAGUCACAUGGGAUAUAAUUCAUACAAAUGCAUGUCUUUCUAUUUGCUCAGGUGUAACAGAUUAUUGUCUGGGUUUUUUAUGCACUACGUAAACGUUAGGGUAAAAACUGCAGUAUUUAACCAGGAGAGAGAGAGAGAGAGAGAAUCAGUUUGUUUUCUAUGAUUCGUUCACACAUAUGGCAUGCGCCAUAAUUAAUAAGAAGGAACAGUUUAGUUAUGUACUAACAUGUAUUUUUAUUUAUUUUUCUCUCUUUAGUCCAUGCAUUGGGCAGUUAGAGAACAGAAAGAACCAAUGCUAGAGGCUCCUCUAACUAAUCCAAAAAAUGAUGAUUCUGACUCCAUUAUAUUUAAUUCUGGAGAAAAAGGAAGUGACAUUAUCAAUGAAAAGGACAUGUCAAACGAAACCCCAAAAGACAUUGAUUUGCUAUCGCCCAAAAGCCCUGAAGGUGAGAAAAUAUGACUUUUGAAUUUUAGACAUUUUUACAGAAAAUGUUUGUUUUUUUCAAUCGAAUAUCCAUCUAUCAGAUAAUAUCUAGAAAAUCUGAACUAUAAAAUUGUCUGGCUUGUAUUUCUGUCUUGAUCCCAAUCUGAUUUUACUAUCUAUUUAAUAAAAAAUAAAUGUUUAACAUCUAAACUCUACAUGAAUACAUCGGGUAACAUGCACAAAAACAGAACUUCGUUUGACACACCACAAUAUACUGUAGGUUUUAAGAUCCCAGCCUGUAAACACAGAAUUUACACUACAUUUAGUACACUAUAAACAAAUGGUGAUCUUCCAAACUGAUAAUCAUUAUUCAAAUCAUUUUGUGACGGGUAUUCAAUAUCGCACUACAGUCUAGAUUUAUUUAUUUUUGUCCCCUCCUCCCUCUUGUGCUUUCGUGUUUUUCAGUGUGCAUAUUGUAGUUGGUAACAUCUUGUAAGAUGGUAAUACACCUAUACAGUAUUAGCUAUUACAUUCAUCAGGUGGUGAGCCAAGUCAUGAGACCUGGGGAUAGUGAGCAUUAUAUCUAAAUUAUUAGGAAUUCCCAUAUACUGCUUGAUUACAGCUUUAGAUCUUGUAUUCCGUAUGAUGUGUCCUUAUUAGGGUAGAAUGACCUGUAUCUCCUGUUACUAAUUAGAGUUCCCUGUAAUGCACAAUGGCUAAAACAAAAACCAAGAAUUACAGGAAACAAACUGUAACCGUUCGUACUCCAAUUUACCGAUAUAACGUCUUAUAACUUAGAAUUUAGCAGGGCUAACCAUACAGAUAUCUUAGCUAAAUAUUGUAUAGUCGGUAUAGAGUUUCUCUAUUUAAAAUACAUAAAUAAUUGAGAAUACAAUAAAAAUAGGAGUUGGAAGCAAUAACUUUUGUCUUAUUAAUAUAGUUUAUUGGAUAAAUGAAUAAAGAUCCAUUAAUAUAUCAUAAAGCAGAGUAUACAAGAUUAAAUGAAUAAAUGCUUGCAAUAUAAUUAGUAUAACAUACCCUCCUGAUUAUACAGGUAAUCUCUCAGUAUGUCACCUCCAGAGUCGGUCAGUAUGUCUCUAUCUAGCAUUGAUCUAGCAUGUAUAUAUAGUAUAGCAUUUCUAAUUACUACUGGUAAUGUAUGGGUUAAUUCAUCUUAGGGUUAAAAGCAGUUCAUAUAUAAAAAUAAAGGAAAAACACCCUUAUCAGUCUAAUGUCAUAACCUAGACAUCUUUAAUCUGUAUUUGGACUAGAAGUUAGGUUGACAUACACCUUAGGGUUAAGAGAAGGUCAUAUAACAAAAUAAGUCUAAUGUCAUAACCUAGACAUCUUUAAUCUGUAUUUGGACUAGACGUUAGGAUGACAUAGGCAUAUCCUUGAAUUGUUAUUGCAUUAAAUUAAGACAAGAUGGAGUAAACAUGUUGUGUACUGUAAAUAGGUAAAAGGUUAUUAGUUAAAGAAACAGUUGCAGUUUAAAGAAAUACAAUGUAGCAAUGUGUAUUAUACCCACAAUUGCCCAUCACAAAACUCAUGGAUGACAUCCCUGUCCAUGCAAUAUGGGCUUCUAAAGAAUGUUUUGGGUGAAUGGAAAUUCUAAACUAAUCAUCAUGCCUCAUCUAUUUUGGUUCUUUGUGAGUCAAACAUCCGGAAACUCUCAAAUGCCCAUUAUGGCAAAUCAAUAUUAAAGGGUUACUCCAACCACCAUGACUACUUCAGUGACUUGAAGUUGUCAUGGUGGUAGGACUAUGUAUGUGCAGUGUUUCAUCUUUAAGCACUGCACAUUGAGAUUGUGUUAACUGUGUGCUAGGAGCAGCACAGGUGACUUAGGCAAAGCACCCGGGUGCCAAACGUCAAUUCUGUGUAUAUUUUGCUAAUGUCGCCCGCGUGCAUAGCAUGCUGCUGACAGCUGUAAAUAUCUUACCCUUGCAGGCAGAGUACCUGCAAGGGGGGAGAAUACUCUCAUCUCCCCUCCUUCCAUUUAAGAACUGGGAGAAAUUGUCGGCCCGAGUGCGUGCACUCUGAGCAACCGAAUCAUUCCAUUCACAGGCUUCUCUAUGAGAAGCUGGGAUUGAACUUGGUGCAACCGCCUGUGACAUCAAAUAGAGGCGUGGCAAGUGAAGCUGGAUUCCAGAUGAGUAAUAAUGUUAUCUAUUCAAUAUGGCAGCUUUCAAGGUUGAAGAGGGGGUAGGGAUUACGUGGACUGUAGGCAAACUCAACUGGUCUUUCAAUAUGAUGAUUGUAAUCAAACAAGUCUCUUAUUGGUCUUGUGACUUUUCUAACUUGACUUCCAGUGGUUCUCAAAUCAUUCCCUGAGGCACACCAAUGAUUCACUUUUUGUCAGUAUCCUCACUCGGAAAUGCCUAAGCCUUGGUUUUUGAUGCCUUGAGAACUGGGUUAGAAACCACUCAAGUAGAUGUCAUUGUAGAAGUCCAGCAGGGGUACUACUGAAAUCAUAAAUUCUAUACCUGUCUUAUUGCAUGCCUAUUCAAUAAAAGGUUGAUAUUUUGCAGGAAGUAAAGACAUGGCUAAUGGCCUCUUGCGUUUCCGUUGGUCUGCUGAAGCUCCUUCCGAUCUUCUUCGUAAAUUCCGAAAUUAUGAAAUCUAAGUACUAUACAUUUCGACUGUGUUCUCUUCUCUAUUCUUCCUUUUUUUUUUUUCUUUAAAUCAAUGAUCUUGUGAAUAGCACAUGGUUUGUGUAAAAUACUAUUCUAUGUAUUUUUUUUUUUUUUUGUAUAUGUGUGUGUGCAACUAUAGGAUAAUAUAAGCUAAUAUAAGUUGCUGGACAUCUAAAUAUAACUUCACUCUGAUACAGUGAAAAGAUAUGUUCAUUUCAUUUACUUCUGUGUGUAAUCAUGAUAUACCUCUAAAAUGUGUAUCGAUCAAUUAACAUGUAGUAGAGCGUAUUGUGCUUUAAGAGAAAAUGUAUUCUUUAUAGACUUACAUGUUCAAUUUAAAUAUAGUGCAAUGAUCUGUGUAAGAAUUACAUUUCAUAUCUUGACUUGCAUAUGAUUAUUGGCUCUAACUGGAGAAGAUGAAAUGCGGUUUACCAAGACCCAUAAUGGUAGAAAUGUAAAAAAACGAUGUGACGUUGUCUAGUGAAAGUGCCAAAGAACUGCUUAACAUUUGGAAAUUGCAAUAUUUUUUUUUCAAUCUAUUUAAUAUUUAAUAAUACAAUUGUUUGUUUUAUAAAUAGCUGGUUUUGAAUAAAUGUUUAUGCCAAACAUGGAAAACCAAAGAUUGUCAUGCAGUUUUUAUACAUAAUGAUUAUGUGGGGUUGCAUAGGACGUGCAAAAAUUAGACUUUUCUAUCCCACCAAUGGAAGAGGAAGAACCUGAAAAAACCCUGUGGUGGUGAGGAGAGGUUAUAUGAAAUCCUAAUGAAACACUACAGUCACCAGAACCACUACAGCUUAAUGUCUAAAGUCAGCCCCUGCAGGCAGAGUACUUAAAAUGUUUACAGUCGUUUAAUGUAGUCAAACUCCAUUACAAUCUAGGAAGCGCACUACAUGUAGUCGAAGUCCUACAAUGGAGACAUUGGCGUUUUUUCAAAAUGCAAUGUUUUACAUUGCAGGACUAAGUGGGAAAGGGACACUUGAAACCAAGGCUGGUUCCCUUAUUUACCACUAUAACGUGUUAAAGCAUAGAACUUAGCAGGGCUAACCAUACAGAUAUCUUAGCCAUAAUAUUAUAUAGUUAGUAAGAGAU
Molecule: messenger RNA, 14074 nt
Organism: Pelobates cultripes (western spadefoot toad)
Lineage: Eukaryota; Metazoa; Chordata; Amphibia; Anura; Pelobatidae
Source: the annotation of a GenBank genome assembly